Molecule: messenger RNA, 3129 nt
Organism: Capsaspora owczarzaki ATCC 30864
Lineage: Eukaryota; Filasterea; Ministeriida; Capsasporidae
Product: sodium/hydrogen exchanger
Exons: 2
Coding region: 1-3129 (1042 amino acids)
Biological process (GO): proton transmembrane transport
Cellular component (GO): membrane
Molecular function (GO): antiporter activity
Source: RefSeq, a predicted model, not a curated record
AUGCCGACCCCGACUAUGCUUGCGGCGGCAAGUACCGCAACAGACUGGCUGUCAGCGGCAACCGGCGCGACUGCGACGAGCAUCACACAAAGCGGUGCGAAUUCGAGCAGCAACCCCAGCAACCCCACAACUACUCUCGACCCGCAUCAUGGCGGAAGUGGCGGUGGUGGUAGCGAGCAUGGUGCUGGGUUGUUCGAGGGCGGGAACGUGCUUGCAACGCCGUAUACGCUGUUUGUCAUCCAGCUGCUGAUCAUUGUGUCCACUUCUCGUAUUCUGGCCGUGGUUCUUCGCAAGCUCAAGCAGCCGCUCGUCGUCGCAGAGAUCCUCUCGGGAGUGCUGCUCGGCCCAAGUGCGUUCGGAAAAGUCGAAUCGUUCCGGAACACAAUCUUUCCGGCAUCCUCAAUGACCGUGCUGAGCAUGUUUGCCAACGUCGGCCUGGUCUUGUUCAUGUUCAUGAUUGGUCUCGAACUCGACAUCGGCCUGCUCACCAAGAACUCGCGCAACUCCAUCUUCAUUUCGGCCACGGGCAUUUCGUGCGCUGCCAUUCUGGGCUGCUUUGUCGGCUACGUUGUCCACGACGUUUACGCACCAGACACCAACUUUCUCACCUUCAUGCUGUUCCUGGGCGUUGCAAUGGCAAUCACGGCUUUCCCCGUGCUUGCGCGCAUCCUCGCCGAGCGCAAGCUGCUCAACACACGCGUCGGCAUGACGACCAUUGGUGCCGCUGCCAUCGACGACGUUACUGCUUGGUGCUUCCUCGCCUUGGUCGUAUCCAUUGCACACGCUGGCGGCAACCCGCUGACAGCUCUCUACACCAUUUUGACGGCGGUCGCGCUCAUCCUCUUCCUGGUACUCGUCGCGCGGCGCCUGAUCAUCCGCGGCCUCGUCUUCCUCAAGAAGGGUCGCGGGCUGUCGCACAUCACCAUCGUGCUGUCCUUCUUGCUCAUGUUCCUGUGCUCCUUCCUCACCGAGAUCAUUGGCAUCCACGCCAUCUUUGGCGCGUUUGCCUUUGGCGUCAUUCUGCCCCGCGACACGGGCCUCCCGCACCUGCUGAUUGAAAAGAUUGAAGACCUCACUCUCAGCAUUCUCAUCCCGUUGUACUUUACCGUGUCUGGCCUGCGCACCGACCUCUUCCUCGUCGCCGACGCCAAGGCGCUCGGCUUUACUCUUCUCAUCAUCUCGGCCACAUGCACCGGCAAGCUCGGCGGGUGCUCGCUCGCCGCACGCAAGCUAGGCAACUCUUGGCGCAUGUCCAUCACCACCGGCAUCCUCAUGAACACGAAGGGUCUUGUCGAACUUGUCGUGCUCAACAUUGGCCUUGAUGCCGGCAUCAUCACCCCGACCGUCUUCACGAUGUGUGUCAUUAUGGCUCUGGUCACAACGUUCAUGACCACACCUCUGACUUACCUUGCAUACCCACCGCAUCUCGUGCUCGCCGACGCCGUCUCAAUGUCCGCGCCACAGCCGCACCAGCAACAUCAGCAGCAGCACCAGCAGCAUGGACACGGGCACCCAGCUGAAGACGUCGAUUUUUCCCCAAUGUCACCCAACAGCCUGCCCAACACCCGGCUCUGCUCGCUCGUGUACAGCCCCGAUGUCGACAGUGGUCUCUCGGGACUCACGAUCGCGCUUGCCAUCUCCAAAUCCCGUCGCAAGCGGCGAGAGGUGCACGUCAUUCACAUGACCGAGAUGACGGAAUGCCCAUCGUCCUUCAUGCGCUACAUGAGCUCGAACGAUUCGCUCUCAGGCGGCCAAAACCAAAUCGCGUCGGCUGUGCGCACGCGCGCCAAGAUCCUCGGCAUGGCCGACAUCACGCAGGUCAUUACGUUCUCGUCCAACGCCUUCGACCUGGACUUGCUGGAGGCUGCCAAGACACUGUGUGCGCACGUGCUUGUUCUCCCGCUCUCCGGGACCGAGUUGGCCAACUGCACCAAUGCUGUGCGAGUGGCUGGUAGCGAAGUGACCCUGGAUGCGCCCAAGGGUUGGGAGGCCGCGGCUGCUGCAAGCGGAGACGUGUUGCCACCGCCAUAUUCGACCUCGAGUGACAUGCAUCAGACGAUCGAACUUGGCACGCGCGAAAACUCGGUGCCUUCUCAGGACCAGAUUGACUCGUGGGGUCUCUUCCCCGCGCUGCCAGUGGUGGUUCAGCGCGUUUUGCUCAGCAACGUUGCGCACUCUGCAGUGGUCAUCAAUCGUAGCAUGAGCGCAAGCCCACGUCGAGUGCUCUACGUGUACACUGGAUCUCCGGCCGACCUGCUCGGUAUCUCGCUGCUCGGGCACAUGGCCAAGCUCAAGGACAUCAAGGUCUACCUACUGCUCGCGGACGAGUACGCCGAACUUCCUUGCGGCGGCACUGCAUCCGACAACAGCCGUACCGACGUUGCCACGCUUCGCCAGGGCGCGUCCGGCAUGUUCUCGCGAGCGGCGGCGACUGUCUCUGCGUGGGCCGACAGCAGCAACACUCGCCAACAUACGCGACUCCUUGACGACGACGUGAGUGUUGACGGCGACAAAAACGACGACGACGACGACGACAACGACAACGACAAUGAUCAAGACGCGAAAGGCAACGCGCACAAGAGCAGUGGCAACAGCGACCGACUUCAGAAUGGAGGCGACGGCACAGCAGCCCGCCCAUCCUUCGACACGCCCUCCGAGAGUGGCUCUGCAGCAGAGUCUGACAACGCCGGCCGCAAGACACUCAGUCAAAACGACCUCCUCUUCCACGUCUCUCAGCAUGCUCGCAGUAUCAUCAAGACGGUUCGCGAGCCCGGCCUGACAAUCGUCGAGGCUGUGCGCGACCAGCUGACCAAAUCAGCCUCCGACCUGGUUAUCACCGCGCUUGAUCUUGACGGUUCGGUUGCGUGGAAGCAAGCGCAUGCCAGCAAACGCGACCUUCUUCCCUCCACCUACAGCACAGGCCCAGUCGCCCGGCGGCCGCAUCCCAGCGCCCACAAGCCUGUCGGCCUCUCUGGCCGGCGCGAGUUGCAAGCGUACCUCUUUGGCGAGUGCACCAUGUCGCUCCUGCUCGUGCACAACACGCACAAGGUGCUGUCCGACGCCUCAGCCCGAACAGCAGCACGCCUGCCUGCCAACCCUUCUGGAAGUCUCGCGGACGACGCAUGUUAA